This is a messenger RNA of Salvelinus fontinalis (brook trout), 4089 nucleotides long. It is a transcript of the gene pdcd6ip, whose product is annotated as programmed cell death 6 interacting protein. Gene Ontology annotation, cellular component: endosome. Gene Ontology annotation, molecular function: protein binding. The record is from RefSeq and is a predicted model, not a curated record. The transcript has 18 exons. Lineage: Eukaryota; Metazoa; Chordata; Actinopteri; Salmoniformes; Salmonidae. The coding region runs from base 110 to 2773 and encodes 887 amino acids. Gene Ontology annotation, biological process: mitotic cytokinesis.
CAACGUCUUCUGACGUUUGCACCAGAAUCCAGGAAGUGAGGAGUCGCUUGUUGUUUUUGCCGAUUGAUAGUCCUUUCACAUUUUAUUUGUUACUUUUCGCGGGCCAAAAAUGGCGACUUUUAUUUCUGUCCCGUUAAAGAAGUCGUCUGAAGUCGAACUAGUUAAACCGCUCUCGAAAUUCGUUACGGCGACAUACCCAACGGGCGAGGAUCAAGCUGAGUAUAUCCGAUCCGUGGAGGAGUUGAACAAGCUGCGCAAGAGUGCUCUGGGGAGGCCGCUCGACAAACACGAAAGCUCGCUGGAAAUCCUCCUGAGGUAUUAUGAUCAGCUGUGUGCCGUGGAGCCCAAGUUUCCCUUCUCUGAAAACCAGCUGUGUCUAACCUUCACAUGGAAAGAUGCCUUUGAUAAGGGCUCACUGUUCGGGGGAUCAGUCAAACUAGCCCUGGCCAGUCUGGGCUAUGAGAAGACAUGUGUGUUGUUCAAUGGAGCAGCGUUGGCAAGUCAGAUCGCUUCAGAACAAAACCUGGACAGCGAUGAAGGACUGAAGGCCGCAGCCAAAUACUACCAGUUGGCGAGUGGAGCAUUUGGUCACAUUAAGGACACAGUGCUGUCCGCUCUGAACAGAGAGCCUACAAUGGACAUCUCUCCUGAGACCGUAGGAACCCUCAGUCUCAUCAUGCUGGCUCAGGCACAGGAAGUCUUCUUUCUCAAGGCUACUUCAGAUAAGAUGAAGGAUGCCAUCAUCGCUAAACUGGCCAAUCAGGCGGCAGAUUUCUACAGCGACGCCUUCAAGCAGUGUCAGUACAAAGAGAACCUGCCCAAGUGUAUUUAUUUCCAGGAGGUGUUGCCGGUGCUUGCAGCUAAACACUGCAUCAUGCAGGCCAACGCUGAGCUACACCAGUCUAUCCUCGCCAAGCAGAAGAAACACUUUGGGGAGGAGAUCGCUCGCUUGCAGCAUGCUACAGAGCUGGUGAAGACGGUAGCGUCUCGCUAUGAUGAGUACGUCAGUGUGAAAGACCUUAGUGAUAAGAUCAGCCGUGCUCUGACUGCCGCUAAGAAGGACAAUGACUUCAUCUACCACGACCGCGUCCCCGAGGUCAAAGACCUGGAACACAUCGGCAAGGCAGCGCUGGUCAAGGCUACCGCCAUCACACCUCCGCUCAGCGCCAAGUUCACUGACUUGUUUGAGAAGAUGGUGCCCAUGGCUGUGCAGCAGAGUAUGAGUCUGUACAGCCAGAGGAAGGCUGAGACCGUCAACAGACUGGUAGGAACUAUGAGGGAAGCUACUAACCUCUGCAACGGUGUCCUGGCAUCUCUGAACCUGCCUGCGGCUCUGGAGGACCUGUCUGGAGAUUCUAUCCCACAAUCCAUUAUUGAAAAGGCCCAUGCCAUCGUCCAGCAGGGGGGGCUACAGAGCAUAGAGCAACUGAUCAGAGACCUGCCGGAACUACUGACACGCAACAGAGAGAUCCUGGAUGAGUCUCUGAAGAUGCUGGAUGAUGAGGAGUCGACAGACAGCGAGCUGAGAUCCAAGUUCAGCCAACGCUGGAACAGAACUCCCUCUGGAGACCUCUACAAACCACUCAGAGCGGAGGGUGGUAACUUCCGUAGUGUGUUGGACAAGGCAGUGCAGGCUGACCAGGUGGUCAGGGAGCGUUAUAAUGCACACUGUGAGAUGAUCGCUCUCCUCUGUAAACCUGAGGCUGAACUCACCGCUGCCAUACCUUCAGCCAACCCUGCUAAGACAUUGCAGGGCAGCGAGGUUGUGAGUGUGUUGCGUUCCCAGCUGUCCCAGCUAGAGGAGGUGAAGAGAGAGAGGGAGGUGCUGGAGACGGAGAUUAAGGGUGUGACCUUUGACAUGUCCUCCAGCUUCCUGACGGCUCUGGCUCAGGACGGGGCCAUCAAUGAGGAGUCACUGUCAAUGAGCCAGCUGGACCAAUCAUACGGCAGCUACAGCCAGAGGGUUCAAGCCAGCCUCCGCUCUCAGGAAGAGCUGUUGGGCAACGUGCAGGCAUCUCACCAGGAGUUCUCCAGUCUGAAGCAGUCCAACUCGGAGGCUAAUGAUCGUGAGGAGGUGUUGAAGAAGCUGGCCUCGGCCCACGACAGCUACGUUGAGAUCACCAGCAACCUCAGAGAGGGCACCAAGUUCUACAAUGACCUCACAGAGAUCCUGCUGAAGUUCCAGAACAAGUGCAGUGACAUCGUCUUCGCCCGCAAGACAGAACGGGAUGAACUGCUGAAGGAUUUGCAGCAGAGCAUCGCCAGGGAGCCCAGUGCCCCGUCCUUCUCUGUCCCUGCCUACCAGACUAACCCCACCCCCACCGCCACUGGACCAACCCCCGCACCAAGGACUGUCUUCCAGCCUCAGCAGCCCCAGGCGAAGGCCCAGCCUCCCGAGCGGCCCCCUCCCCCUGCCUUCCCCCCCCAGGCCGCCUCCGCACCAGGCAACCCUCCCAGUAACCAGCCUCAACCAGUAAACCCCCCACCCAUGGCCCCUCCCUCACAGGCCCAGGGACCACCUUACCCCACAUAUCAGGGAUACCCCGGGUAUGCCUACCAGAUGCCUAUGGGUUAUAACCCGUAUGCAGCGUACGGCCAGUACAACAUGCCCCCCACUAUGCAGCCUAACAUGCAGCCCUACGUCCCCUAUCAGCAGGCCCCAGCACCCGGACAAGGGGGCUACCCUGGGGUCCCCCCCACACAGCAGCACCCCUACACCUACCAACAGCAGCCCCAACAACCACCACCACAGCCAUACUACCCACAACAAUAACUACUCUAUCACUACUCUCCUCCAUUCCUCUCCUCUGCUAUCCCUACUCCGACCGACAGUGGAAACCAUGCUACUACGCCCAGCAAUAACUCCUCAAUCGCUCUCUCUCUCUCUCUCCCUUCUUCCUCUCCCUUACUUACGUUUCACUUCUAGCACUCCACCUUUGCUCCCUCCCUCCUCUACCAUUUCUCCCUCCCUCCUCUACCUUCUAUCCCUCCCUCUACCUUUUCUCCCUCCCUCCCUCCUCUACCAUUUCUCUCUCUCUCUCCCUCCUCUAUCCUCUCUCCCUCCUCUACCCUCUCUCUCCCUCCUCUACCCUCUCUCUCUCUCUCUCCCUCCUCUACCCUCUCUCCCUCUCUCUCUCGCUCUUCUUCCAUCCCUCCAUUUACACUUACUCCCUCUACAUUCUCAUCUACCAACCAGCUCCUCUGUUAUUUUUUUUAUAUUAUUUUUCUAAUUAUUGCGUUAAUUCUUUAAGUCCUAACUUUUCUUCCUGAUCUACCUGACUUCCUGGUAUGGGCCUAGGUCAAAAAUAUACAGGUUAGGAUAAGAGGAUUCUAAUAUUCUAUAAGUCUUUGCAUAAAUGCAGAAGAAUUCUAAACAAUGGGACUAGCAAUGCGAGCGAAAAUGACUGGAAGUGAAUUUUAGCAGUACAGAAAGUUUGCCAUCAAGUGGAAAAGGAACACAAUUGUAGUGAAUUUCAGCUAACUAGUCAGCAAACACAUAGCAUAACUGUUUUACUGUCAUUCUAUUCAUUUAAAUGUGUUUCUAGUUAUCUACAGACCCUUUAUUUUUCAGACCAAUUGUCACAUUUUCAAUGCUAAUCCUGUAGAAUCAGCAGUGGCACUGGUCCAAUUAAUUUGUUUAUUUUCUAAUGCUGCCGCAUGGAAUUAUUGAUUAUUGCGUUGUCCUAAACUGUAUAUAUCCGGCCUAGAUAUAGAACACUAGAGGAGCGGCAUGUCAUUCUUGGAUGAGCGGGGCGUGGCCUAUAUAGGCAUGAUUCCUUAUUUGGGAGCGAGUGGGAGGGUCACAUUCAAUGUCACUGAAUGAAGAACCUGAGGACCCAGAGUUGUAUUCAGUAGGGAGAAAACAUUUAGAAAUGGAAUAAAAUGGGGAUUUACAGCUUGAACUUGUGCAAUAAGAAGCAAUUCUUCCUUGUCUGUUUUCAAACCGUUUUGCUACUGAAUACGACCCAGCUACGAUCACUCAGCUUAACGCCUGGCGCUUCUAUAACAACUAUAUCAUAUUUUUGUAAUGUAUAAUACUUAUGUAAUAAUCCAAUAAAAAUGGCCUGUCGGUUUUUCUAAUUUAUAUAA